This is a messenger RNA of Chaetura pelagica (chimney swift), 1788 nucleotides long. It is a transcript of the gene IL22RA1, whose product is annotated as interleukin 22 receptor, alpha 1. The record is from RefSeq and is a predicted model, not a curated record. Gene Ontology annotation, molecular function: protein binding. The transcript has 7 exons. Bases 1 to 1788 code for a protein of 595 amino acids. NCBI's taxonomy places the organism in Eukaryota, Metazoa, Chordata, Aves, Apodiformes, Apodidae.
AUGAAGGAACUUGUGAGCGUCUUGGCUGUGUUUUCAGUGGUCGGCAUUGUGACUACGAAGAGGUCACCAUGUGUGAAACGUGCAGCAUUUUCUUCUACAAAUUUUGAGAACAUCCUGACAUGGGAAACUGAAGCAGAUACUGCCCCUGGCACUGUAUUUGAUGUCCAAUACAAACAGUAUGGAGGAGGACCCUGGCUUAACAAGAGUGAAUGCCAGGGGAUCUCACGGCCUUUCUGCAACCUCACUCGUGAAACAGAAAACUUCACAGAGCAUUACUACGCUAGGGUGAGGGCCCUUGGCCAGAACUCCUGCUCCUCUGACUGGAAGUGCUCAGACAGGUUUGAACCCAGGCAAGAGACUACUAUUGGAGCACCAGAAGUGGAGUAUAUUCCUUAUGUACGGUCCAUAAAGUUUCUUAUACGGCCUCCCUAUACUCCACUGAGAGGUGAGGAUGACUACCAACUAACCGUAGAAGACAUUUAUAGCAAAUUUGGUGCUGUUGAUUAUCACUUAACACUAUUCAACCAAAGGACACACCAAAAGUGGAUAAAGAAUGAACACGACAAAGAAUUUGAAGUUUCCAACUUGGACCCAGAUACUGAAUAUAACGGGACAGUAUAUAUGUAUCUCCUCCAUAGAAAGAGCAAAUCUCAAGUAUUUUGGGUUAAAACACUAGCAGACAACACAUGGCUUCUCUACUGCUUGGUGGCACUGGCGUUCUGUGCUGGACUGGUGUGUGCUGCCAUCAGCUACGUGAUCUAUAAAUACAUCAAGCAACACAGUGCCCAGCCUAUGUCUUUGGACUUCCAAGGGAUUUCAUCGUUCCAGCCUCUUACACUAACAGUGGAACACAUUAUAAAGCCCAUUAAUUUAACCAUACCUUCAUUUUUCAUCCCUGAAGUGCAAUUACCACAGCUCAGCCAACAUUUGGGCAGAGAACUGGAGCCACCAUGGUCUUCCCAUCCCCCAGAAGCUGCCUAUCAGGAACAGAUGGACGUACCAACAUUCCAGCUGCCCUCUCAGCCAUCCUGCUUGGCAAGCACAGCUCCCACUGGUUACGCUCCUCAAACAGCUGAGCAAAGUGUUCCUUCUGCCACGUCCAGCACGUUGCUGCCCCUAACCUAUGGGGUGUGUGGUAAAGGCAUGGACCAUGUUGAUGAGAAGAAUUUGAAGCCAAACCAAAUGCUAAAGGAAGUUUCUCAAGAUAAUUUUGUUGGUGGAAAGCUCAUAACCCAGAUGCAGGGCAAGAGCUGCAGCCAUUGGAAUUACAAAGAACAGAGGCCAAACUUGGCAUUGUGGAACAGCAGGGACACAAGAAAGUCAGUUGUCUUACAGGGGAGCCCUGGGCAAAACCAGCAACUGCUGCUGUGGAGCGAUGGGAUGGGAAGUCAAGGGUAUGUAUCCCAGCAGCCACUGUCUUUGCUGGAACAAGAAGAAUGCUAUAGGAAACAGACACCAGAACUGCCACUGACAUUGUCUUCCAUGGAAGCUGACACAGACUGUGUUGCAGAGGAUAAAUCUCCAUCAGCAGCCCUUCUCUCAGGCAGGACUGGCAACAACUUCCCUGGAGACAGCAACACAGAGCGGUGGAUGUUCCCAGAUCCACUCUCACAUUCUGCAAAUAAACUGCAGCUCCCAAAGACUCAAGAAACAGAAAUGUUAACAGCAAUGAAGGAGCUAAGCAGCACAAAACUGGAUAAUGUUGUGUUCCAAGACACUAUCUCAGACCAGGACAAUGGCACUCCUCUCUCUAUGCUGUUCAAAGACUGGGAAUUAAAAGUAGUGUAG